UUUAAAUCACAGAUUGAUUUCAGGACUUGAAAUUGUGAUACAAUGUCAUCUAUUGCAAAGGAUAUUCAGAUUAUUCUAAAACAAUGAAUGAUUUAUCAAAAAUCAUUAUUGAGUUUUUAUGCUAUCAAAGACCUGUGUAAUACACUCAAUUCAGUAAUGACAAUUGAAAACAGUGAUAAAUGUCAAAAGAAAUAUUUAUGAUUAAGUGUAUGAAAAUAAUGUUUAAAUGAGAAUAGACAGUGAAUAUUUCACUAUUUUUAUAAACUUAGGCCAGUUAUAUGAAAAAGUUACUAUGAUGUAACAAAACUUAACAUAUAACAUAAUGGACUAAAUUUUAUCAAAACUAAAAUGGAAAUAAUCUUCACGCUUGCAAAAGAACCCAAACUUUACAGUAUUGUUGGCCCAUUUGGCAAUGCAGACAGAUGGCUGCGCCCAAAAUGGAUCUAACCGGUCACAGCAUGCAUCCACUUUCUACUGCACAUACCAACUUCAGCCCAACUGCACGGACAGACGAUGAUAUCAACGCUGCCGUCACAAACUUCCUCCACAGUGAGGGGUCAAGACUGCAUGGCCAACCGUGGCAGGACACCACUGAGGAUGUUACAAAAUGGCUUGCAAUGCAGAUACAGAAAGAACGGGAAGGGUGGCGACAGAAAACACGGGCGGCCAUGAUGGAAAUUGAAAGUCAUCGGAAAGAGGUGUUGAAGUAUCAGAAAUUGAUCCAAGAAUGCACAGAUCAGAUGAAAAUUGUCGCUGAAUGCUGCAACCUCCCCGAGGAAACCAUUAACCAGAUAUCAGACCAUGAGCCACGUCAAGCUUUACCCAUGUAUAUAGAAUGUCUCACCGAGACGCUAAAUUCACUAAUGGAAGACCGUAUUAUGUGUCUACAAAUAUUACGCCCAGAUGGCCGAGCAUCAAACAACAGCCUCCCCGACUUACUUCGAGCCUACAUUGAGGCUUUAAAACACCAUGCAGAGAAGGCUCACAGGGAGGCAAGAUCGCGGUUAGAGAAUCUGGAAUCAGCAAAUAAGCAGAGCUCAACGGAGAUACACAAGAUGAAGAAGCAGAUAUCGAGGAAGCAGGAAGAGGUGGAUAAACUACAUAACAAACUACAGGAAAUAAAAGAUGUAACAAUGAACAAGUUCGCUGAGAUAUCAAACGAACCCAGAGACUUUGAUGAUGCCUCCUCACAGACGGACAUUCCCGCCCUUCCGUUUAUACAUCCCAGCAGAACACACCAAAAACACCCACCAGAACAAAAAGGAUCGCUCCCGACUUCACCCUACAGCGUACCCACACCGCUGCCCAUUCUGGACCAGAAAAACAUUCAGAUAUCUGCUGAGAAGCUGUCAAGACUACGCAGAAGUGCUAAAAAGCUUGAGAACUCAUUACAAGAUGCCCUGACCCAGAUGGAUACAUUCAGAAAAGGCAUGAAAGCACCAAAGUCAAACCAGUCUAGUUUAUUCGUGACACCGAGACAGAUGGCUUCAUCCAGUCUUGGUCACAUGCCAGAUCUUCCGCCUGCUCUGAAGAAGGAAAUGAAACUAUUGCCAUCUCCGAUGCACAUGUGGUCUACUAAGCUAGAAGUAAACGGACCAAGAAUUCAUGAUGCCGAGAUUGAACUGAUUAAAAUGCAGGAGAAAGAGAAAGAAGAAAAAAAGCGUAGAGCAAAAGAAAAGCGAAGGGAAGCUCUUCAGAAAAGUCAGGAAAAAAUACUGAACAGUCAGGAGGCACCAACUUUUAGAUCGCUCAUGAAAUCAUUAGAUGAAGUAAAGAAAACCAAGGGAAAGAAUUUUAAACCAGUCGGGCAGGUAACAAAGUGCCUGAGAUGUAAUAAACUGUUCACCCUAAACGACAAUCAUAAGAAAUCGUGUAACUAUCAUCCAAAAGGAAAAGAGAGAAUUGAGCAGUACUCGGAUCGAGGAAAGCUGGUGAAGGUCACGUAUGUAUGGAAGUGUUGCAUGAUGGGACCAGACAAUCCUGGAUGUACAUACGGCCAACAUGUAUGAAGGUCAUGUAAUAGGAUAUAGACAACUGAAUGUUUGUGUGUAGGCUACAUACCACUAAUUUUGUGCAAAAACUGUGUGUGAAAUAUAUGUGAUACUUACUCGUCUCGGAUUACUUUUUUUUGGCUAAUCAAAAUUUGUUUUCCAUAUUAAUGCCAAGUAAGGAAUUCAAUAUAUCAAUUUUAUGAACAUGCAUAGAUAUGUAGCCAAAAUUGUUGUGUGAAUAAUAGGAUUUGUUCAAUCAUAAACAGGACUAUCAGUGUCAUUGUAUGCAAAUUGAUCAGUAUUAAAAUUCAUGUGCAGGUUCCUAAGUACAUGAUCUGAAUGUUUAUCUUAUUUAAUUGAUUUGUUUGUUUUUACGCAUCUGUUAUGAAAUAAAUGAAAACAAAUCAA
This is a messenger RNA of Mya arenaria, 2399 nucleotides long. RefSeq lists its product as uncharacterized. The transcript is spliced from 3 exons. Lineage: Eukaryota; Metazoa; Mollusca; Bivalvia; Myida; Myidae. Bases 423 to 2009 code for a protein of 528 amino acids. The record is from RefSeq and is a predicted model, not a curated record.